Molecule: messenger RNA, 2372 nt
Organism: Stylophora pistillata
Lineage: Eukaryota; Metazoa; Cnidaria; Anthozoa; Scleractinia; Pocilloporidae
Product: PIH1 domain-containing protein 2
Biological process (GO): rRNA processing; box C/D snoRNP assembly
Cellular component (GO): ribonucleoprotein complex; R2TP complex; cytoplasm
Source: RefSeq, a predicted model, not a curated record
AUGGCGGACCAGAAAGGCUCGGAUGUUCUGAAUCAAGCAGACAGUAUGUGGAAAAUGUUGGAUGAUCUGGCAGAUUCAGAUCCUGAAGCAUACAAGAGGUUUAUUGAUAAGACUUUGAAGGAGGGAUCUACCUAUUUCAAGCCGCCAGAAUCCUGUUUUUGUAUCUGUACUACUUUGCUUCCCAAAGUGAUCACUCGUGAGCUGUUUGUGAACAUCUGUAGCUGGGAACAGAUGCUUGCCCCAAAAUCUGAGAAUGACCCCAUUCCUGUUAUGGCUGGUGAAAUGCAGGAUGUCAAGGAUGGACAGUCGACAUAUUCAGUGGUUGAUGUAAUAGUUCAUCCUGCAGUCACGAAGGGUGUUCUAAACAGUAAAGAUCGUAAGAACCUCCUAGUUCAUGUUGCUCUGGACUAUUUAGAGAAUGCCAAACAGAUUCAAGUUUCAAGAAAGUACAAAAACUUUAAAAUGUCUUUUAAGGGGGAUCCAAAAGCCUUGCGAAAAUAUUUGCGACAUGGUAGAGAACAAGCAUUGAAUCCCACCAACUCUGAGAAACCAGGAAAAGGAGUUUUGGAGAGUCCAGAAUCUCUUUUAAGACAACUUUCAUCAAUAACAGUAACUGAAAACCAACAAGAUGGAAAUGUUCCAAUAGAUUUAUUUGAGCGAUCAGCAGAAAAACCAAAAAAAGGCCUCAUCGAGGAAGUGUCAUCCACCAACACUGUGCCGCAGCCAGUAACACCAGUGACACCAAGUUAUGAAGUUUUGGAGAAGGAUGCAGAAGAUUCCAGGCCAAAAAGGAUUGUUGUCAAAGUUAACUUACCAAAUAUCACUUCAUCUUCACAGUGUCAACUAGAUGUGUGUGAGACUGCAUUGUUACUAGAUGCCCCUGGAGUGUACAACCUUCACAUCAAGCUACCCCAGAUAAUUGACCCUGAAAGAACUGAAGCCACUUUCAACACCAACUCACACAAAUUAAUUGUGAAACUUCCAAUUCAAUCUUAAUCUGGACAUUUGUUUUUUACAGAUUUCACACUUCAAACACAUAUGUGUACAGUGUUCUGUUGUGCAUACAGGUACAUGAGUUUAUUUUCUGAUUUUAUUGGUGAUCAGUUUUUUGCCCAUUGCAUGGAAGACAUUUUUUCCACUCUCUUUGGGAUGCUGUAGAUUUUUAGGGGUGUCUUCUGGAAAAUUGGUUCUGUGCACAUUGCUUGUUGUGAAACCUUGGCAAAGUACACAUCACUAAAAAGCUGAUAAAAUUUAGAAUCUGUGGAAAUAAAAAAAAAAAAGACUUGUAACAAUUUUUUCUAAAAGUGACCUUACCGUCACAAAAUAACAAAACGUUUUUGAUUGCACAAAAUAUUUAAAUUGGUAAUUGGGGUCCACGGUUACUGAGAAAAAGCCAAGGAACAGCUUACGUUUAAAAGAAUUAUAACACUUUUAGCUAUUUAUUAACUAUUCUCAAAAACUGUUUUUCCUUGACGUCACGCUAUCAUUUAACAAUUUUCAGAUUAUUUUCUACACCAAACUACAAAUGAAUGUUUCAGCUAGAGAAUGAGCAAAAACAAAAUUUUUGCAAAAUUUGGUCUCUGAAGGUUAACUUAAUUACAUUGACGCUGUAACGACCAGAAUUUGUAUUUCUUUUUAUUGGCAAGCAAAUGCGAAGUAAUUCUAUAUUCUUCUUCUUUCUAUUGUAGUACUAUUGUAGUACUAUUGUAAAGUUUUUUUUCUAUUCAAUUUAGUUCGAGUUUUUGCGUGAGGUUAUGUAAGAUUACGUAACGCCGGUAACUAUUUCUUUUCCCCUGUAUGCCCGUUGUUUUCGUUAAAUAAUUUUUGUUGCUAGUUGAUUUCAACAAUGUCAGUCGUUUCGUUAGUUUUUGCCAGCGCCGUGUUGCUUUUAUUUAAGAGCUUUACUGCCGGACCUGGUCACGCCACAAGUUAUAUGUUCGUUUUUAUUUCUUUUCAGUUUUCUGUCGUUGUUCUUGUUGGUAUAUUUUGUAUUUAGAUAUUUGUAUUAAUUACUUAUUUAAGCCGAAUCACACUCAUAUCUACAAAUCUUUACAUCUAAACAGACGUCCAUCUGGCAAAUAAAUUCAAUGUGCAUUCGCUUCGUUGCGUUGGACGUGUAGUUAUUUAUCUACAGAUGCAUUGUUUAUGGCAGUCUGUUCUGUGAUUUCAUAGUACAAUUUCUGACAAUGACUACAUGGAAAUGGUAGACCAUUCAUUGGAGACUUGACAAUAGAGCUGAGGCCUUUGUAUAUGUCUAAGGGUUGGGUGGUAUUGAAGGAUCUUAUUCAUCAAAGAUUGAAAAAACUUUUGAAAAACAGUAUUGUCCAUUCCUGACGUGGAUUAAGGGAAAAUAAACUAUAGCUUGACUAGUA